AUGGUUGGAAGUAUUGAGGCGGAUAGUCGUAAUUUGUACCUAAAUGGCACUAUACAAAACCAAAAUGGUAUGGAAGAGAAGCUUGAUGAACUUCGGAGAAUUCUUGGCAAGGCUGAUGGUGAUUUGGUGAGAAUUGUUGGAGUCGGAGCUGGUGCAUGGGGCAGCGUUUUUGCUGCUUUGCUUCAAGAUAGCUAUGGUCAAUUUAGAGAUAAGAUUCAAAUCAGGAUAUGGAGACGGCCCGGAAGAGCUGUUGAUAGAGCCACAGCUGAACACCUCUUUGAAGUGAUCAAUUCGAGAGAGGAUGUAUUGAGGAGGUUGAUUAGGCGCUGCGCGUAUCUAAAGUAUGUUGAGGCGAGAUUGGGCGAUCGGACACUUUAUGCGGAUGAGAUUUUGAAAGAUGGAUUUUGCUUGAACAUGAUUGAUACACCACUUUGUCCUUUGAAGGUUGUGACUAACUUGCAGGAGGCAGUUUGGGACGCUGACAUCGUGGUGAACGGCUUGCCUUCAACUGAAACACGCGAGGUGUUUGAAUUGAUCAGCAAGUAUUGGAAGGAGAAAAUAACCAUGCCCAUUAUUAUCUCUUUGGCAAAAGGCAUAGAGGCUGAACUGGAGCCUGCACCUCGUAUAAUUACACCUACAGAAAUGAUUCAUCGAGCAACUGGAGUACCAAUGGAGAACAUUCUUUAUCUUGGUGGACCAAAUAUUGCUUCAGAGAUUUACAACAAGGAAUAUGCUAAUGCUCGAAUUUGUGGUGCUGAAAAGUGGAGGAAACCACUUGCUAAGUUUCUAAGGCAGCCCCAUUUUGUUGUGUGGGACAAUAGCGACCUUGUUACUCAUGAAGUUAUGGGAGGCUUGAAGAAUGUCUAUGCAAUUGGUGCUGGAAUGGUAGCAGCUCUAACAAAAGAAAGCGCAACCAGCAAAUCUGUAUAUUUUGCACACUGCACAUCUGAGAUGAUAUUUAUCACCCAUUUAUUGACGGAAGAACCCGAGAAGCUUGCUGGGCCACUGCUAGCUGACACUUAUGUGACCCUGUUGAAAGGUCGAAAUGCAUGGUAUGGACAAAUGGUGGCCAAGGGUGAGCUGAGCCUGGAUAUGGGGGACAGCAUCAGCGGCAAAGGGAUGAUUCAGGGAGUCUCUGCAGUGGGGGCAUUUUAUGAACUUCUUAGUCAGUCAAGUUUAAGUGUAUUGCAUCCUGAAGAAAACAAGCCUGUUGCUCCAGCUGAGCUCUGUCCCAUCUUGAAGACAUUAUACAAAAUACUCAUAGCAAGGGAACAACAGUCUCGAGCCAUUCUCCAGGCAUUGAGGGAUGAAAACUUGAAUGACCCCCGUGACCGCAUCGAGAUAGCUCAAAGCCAUGCUUUCUACAGGCCUUCACUCCUUGGGAAGCCUUGA
This is a messenger RNA of Ilex paraguariensis (yerba mate), 1392 nucleotides long. NCBI's taxonomy places the organism in Eukaryota, Viridiplantae, Streptophyta, Magnoliopsida, Aquifoliales, Aquifoliaceae. The record is from the annotation of a GenBank genome assembly.